Molecule: messenger RNA, 483 nt
Organism: Colletotrichum karsti
Lineage: Eukaryota; Fungi; Ascomycota; Sordariomycetes; Glomerellales; Glomerellaceae
Exons: 1
Coding region: 1-483 (160 amino acids)
Source: RefSeq, a predicted model, not a curated record
AUGGCAAGCGAUUUGCUGGCGCUUCUAGACCACCCUGGAUUCGAGAAAGCGGUCGUGGCCGGCAGCGAUGUGGGCGGUAUUGUCGCGCAGAAACUUGCCUUCCUCCAUCCGAACAGGCUUUUGGGGCUCGUCAUAUUCCACACGCCAAUCCUUGGCACCAUGAUGCACCUCAUCCACCACGACAAGGAACAACAAAGCCUUUCGGAGUAUUCACUGAAGUACAUCAGCCAUAAUCCGGGAGAUCCAUACGAUUUAGACCACGUUGUUCGCACGAUUCCGGAUCCUGCCUAUCUCGCCGAUAUCAAGAACUAUUUACAAGAAUCUCCCGAAUAUGGUAUGUUUUACUUCCUCCGUAAGAACUUUCCAGGCCCCCCCUACGGUCAGAACAUUGACACCUCGGGAAUGCAUUACAAAAUGCCAUGUUUGGUUGUCUGGGGGAUGCAAGAACCAUACUUCUCGGACAAGAUGCUUGAUGGGUUUUAA